Messenger RNA from Rubroshorea leprosula, 1337 nucleotides. NCBI's taxonomy places the organism in Eukaryota, Viridiplantae, Streptophyta, Magnoliopsida, Malvales, Dipterocarpaceae. The record is from the annotation of a GenBank genome assembly.
CACAGCGGAAAGAAUCAAAUGGAAGUAGCCUCCAUUUCCACAGAUGAAGGGACAUUAUCAGCAUCACAGAAUCACCUCAAUUUCACCUCUUUAGGGUUCCUCUUCUAUUAUGAUCCCAACUCCUGCGUUCCAUCUGCAGCAAAUCCAUCAAUACCCAUCCUAUUCUCCCUCAACCUCUGUGAGGUUUUAGGCCUGGAUUUGGAGUCUCUGAAGAUUUUGCUGAAGUGGGGGGUCUUUCUUGGGGCGAUGUUUUGUGGUUUUUUGGUUUUCUGGUGCAAGAGGGUGCUUGCGGUGGAGGAAGUGGUGAAUGCAAGGUACGGAGUGAUUGAGCAGUGGGCAUUGUUGUUGAGGAAUGCGUGGCCUAAGGUUUCAACGUUCCCUCUAUUUGUCUCAGAGCCAUUCUAUGGUACAAUUUGCUUAUACAAUAGGGAGAGAAGAGAAAAAUUGUCAGAAGAUUUCUAUUUUAGCAUUCUACCAACUGAAAUGCAGGAUACUAAUAAAGUAUCUUCAGAACCUCAUGGACUUUUCUAUUUAGAUGCUCCGUCAGCAUUUGUGUGUCUACUAAUCCAAUUAGAGAAGCCUGCAACAGAAGUGACUCCUUCUGUUUAUUCACGUAAAGAACCUUUCCAGGCAUUUGACUUUCAGACAACUUUGAGAAACGAACCAUUCUUGCAGCUUUUCCAUUCUGUAUAUGUAUAUCCUUUAACUGUGAGCUUGAGUUGGAAAAGGAAUCUAUUCGUAAGAGUUGAGCUAAGAAAGGAUGAUGCAGAUGUUCGUAGACAACCUUUAGAGGCAAUGUAUCCAAGGGAACCUGGUUUAUCACUUCAGAAGUGGGCUCACAUGCAAGUUGCUGUUGGUGCUGGGGUGGCCUGCCAGCAUGAUGAAAUUAAAGUUUCUCUCCCUGCUGUUUGGACACCAUUGCAUCACCUUAUAUUCACUUUCUUCCAUGUUGAUCUUCAAUGAAAUUAGAAGCUCCAAAACCAGUGAGUUUAAUGAGAUCCUUUGUUCUUUUCCUUCCAUUUGAAAUAAUAAAAAAUCAUCUGAACCUCGUUUUAGUGGUUGUGUACUCAUUGGUUAGUGAUUUGGCCUGUUUCGCACUCCUCUCAUUCUAUCUUUUAUUGCAAUCCUAAGAAGUUCUGUUCUUUUACUUGGCAGGUAGUAAUUGGAUAUGCAGCACUUCCAUUUUCCACCCAUGCACAGUAUGCAACUGCCUUUAUGUUUGUCAUCUUUUGUUUUGUUUCUUUCCUUGAUGAUUUAUUAACUUACAUUAUUUGUUCUGCUACUGGAGUGAUUGGUAUGGUAGUUCAUGGUAUUGGAAAUAAACAGGGGGCAGAAAU